CUUCUGUUUCGGAUCUUUGCAGCAUCGUGCAUCGUUGCUUUCCACCAAAGUGACGCACAGGUUUCCCCCGGAGGACUGAUAUUUUUUACAGCGAGCCGUUGCAGGUGGUGAAGGAUCAGUGUCCAGCAUGCAGCCUCACACUGAUUUUAUUUCUGUGCUGAGCUCUACAAGCUGCCGGCCUGCUGCCAACAGCUGCCGUCCAGAGGGGAGAAAACAGGCCCAGUUUAACCCUCGUCUGACCGCCGGUGUGCGUGCCACACGGGGAAAAGCGCUGAAGGUCUCAUUCGUCCGUCUGCACAGCCAUGCACAGCUGAAACGCAGGGAUGAUGGCAGGUUUACAGAGUUGUCUGCAGCAUCCUCGCUUCUGCUUUAUAAUCUGUGUUUCUGCUGCUUUUCUCUUCAUGCAUUUCAGCCAAGAAUUAAGAAGCAGGUUGCAAGAAGAGAGGCACAGGAGAAACUUCAACAAUUUCACAGAAAUCCCAGCGGAGAACAUCAUCGACCCCACGGCCAUCGACCUCACUCCGCUGGUCAAUACUUUAAUAAAUUCCAGCCAAUCUGGCUCCCGGCAGCUCUUCUCUCUGCUCAGUGUGACCUCCUACAGCUCCCUGGAUCUCCAUAAACUCACCUUGUUGGUCUACAACAUUUCCAGCAUUAAAGGUUUAGAAAGCAGCCUGUUCAGGAGGCGGUUCUGCUACUGUGUCACUAACGAGACAAACGACCUAACCGACUUUACAGCCAUUCUUUUGGAUGUGAUGGGAAACUCAUCAAGUUACCUACAUGAGCUGUUUAAAUCCUCCUCCAUUCUGUCAGUCAGUCAAAGGAACAACUCCAACUGCAUUUACAUCUGUGUGAUGGCCGGGAAGAUGGGCAGAGAGGUGUCCGGGUUGUGGGAUGUCGGCUCCGUCACUCCACUGUUCAACCAGACCAUUGUGGAAGGACCGCACAAAGUGACUAACAUCUCCUUUGUUCGACUUCCCAUUGAAUGGAACCAACUGCCCACAAACCUGAGUCAUGCCUCUCCAUCUGGGACAAGCUCCAUGUUGACCAGCCAAGUCUCCUCUACUGCCAUUGCUUCAUCACAUCUAAGCAGAACAUCUUCAACAACUUUAAAGGUCACGGCAUCUGAGACGGUCGCCACACCUCAGUAUCCAACAUACUCCGUGCUCCCAGGUAUCACUGGAGAAAGUCCAUCUACUGUCCGAAGACCGGAGACGGCAAAUUCCUGGACCAGCCACAGAUCCACAACUCCAGAGGGCAGAACGACACAAGCUGCCACAACGCCAGCAGCUGGAACUGGAUCUCAGACGUCAGCCAGAACAACGAGACGACCAACCACCGCCGUUAGGGUGCAGACUGCUACGACCGCCGGCCCUCGGCUCACCCUCCCACCUCCUACAGCCACAACAGCGCUCUCAGCACUGAUGAAUCUGGUCGAAACGAGAACAUCUUCAAGAGAAACGCCUCUACACACAACCUCUAUGAGGCCUUCAUCUACCCGACCAGCAGAAGAACUUAUAGAGACGACUCCAAGCAGAGCGACGGCAUCCAGCGGGUACAGAGAAACCGAGAAACCUGGCUGUCCCUGGAAGAGGCUGGAGCCUGGCGGCAAAGCGAUGACCGUCGGCGAACUCAAGCUGCAGCCCUGCGUCCUGGAGCUCUGCAAGUUCUUCUCCCAGUGCCUCUGCAGACCGUUCAGCCAGAUGACGCGCGCCAAAAGAUACUGUGAAGACAGCUUCCUCUGGUACGAAGAGCACACGUUCGAGGUGUGCCGAAGAGUCAAGAGGGUCUCCUUCUCCAGAAAUCUGAAACAGAGAUGCCUGUCCAAGAUGUGCAGCAAACUGUGACCCGACAGGAAGCGCAGGCAAACAAAGAGCCGUUCAUCAUGGCCGGCCGGAUGUGAUGGGAAUACCAAACAGCUUCUGGAACAGCUGGCACACUGUUGUGGUUGCUUCCCCCCCCC
Fundulus heteroclitus (mummichog) is the source of this 1960-nucleotide messenger RNA. Its product is annotated as HERV-H LTR-associating protein 1. Lineage: Eukaryota; Metazoa; Chordata; Actinopteri; Cyprinodontiformes; Fundulidae. The record is from RefSeq and is a predicted model, not a curated record. The coding region runs from base 324 to 1844 and encodes 506 amino acids. The transcript is spliced from 15 exons.